Molecule: messenger RNA, 1437 nt
Organism: Knipowitschia caucasica
Lineage: Eukaryota; Metazoa; Chordata; Actinopteri; Gobiiformes; Gobiidae
Source: the annotation of a GenBank genome assembly
AUGCACGCCAUGGAGGACUUGGUUUUACUGCUGCUUUUGCUCCAAAUUCAUCCAGUGAAGCUGUUCUCUCUGCCUUUUGCACAAGACGACAAUCGAAACUGUUCGGGCCCCAGAGUGUACGUGAGAGAGAUGAGAGAGGGGCGGCCGGCGCUCUGCUGCAGCCGCUGUCCUCCAGGACAAAAGCUGAAGCAAGAAUGCACCGAGGCUCAGGACAGUGUGUGUGAGCCGUGUGGGGCCCAGCAGUUCGCAGAGAGGUGGAACUACGCAUCCAACUGUGGCUCCUGCGUCAAGUGCAAAGAAUCGAAGGGGCUGCGGUACGCGCAGAACUGCUCCUCCACCACAAAGGCCAAGUGUGUCUGUCAGCCGCACAGAUACUGUUUCAUGGGAUAUAAGGACGGAUACUGUCAGGAAUGUGGCCUCUUCACCAAAUGCAGACAGGGGUUCGGGGUCUCUGUACAAGGUACGGCUUCAUCCGACGUCCAGUGUCAAAGGUGUGAAGAUGGGACUUUCUCUGCUUCCGUCUCCAGCACUGAAACGUGCAAACCGCACUCGCCCUGCGAUGAAACACACGUGAUCAGCAAAGGCAACGCCACCGCAGACACGGUGUGCAGAGCUGCCGACGCGAGGCUCACGACCGAACCACAAAUUCUCAACCACAAAACUGGAAAGUCUGUUCUCGCGGCAAAGAGUUACAAAACAACACGAGUUCGCUCAUUUCCCAUCAUGCACGACUCAAGCUCCUCCACUCCUGCCCAUGUGUGGAUCUUUCCAUCAUCUGUACAAACCAAAAGCCAACUGGAUUCUGAACCAGAAAAGCAACUGGCUGCUGUGGUCGGAGGAGUCGCAGGCGUCUUUCUGCUUCUCAUCCUGCUCGUUCUACUGGUGCUGUGUAAACGCAAAUCCAAGAAAGGCAAUGCUGAAAUUUUCCCCAAAGUUGAUGCAAACGGAAACUGUGAGACUGACACUGAUCAGACAAACCACUCUUACCUGGGAGACACAGGACACUUCUCCUUCAACGCUGUGCAGCCAGAACAACAGGGUCUUCUCCAGAACAUGGAUACAAACCUAAAGCAGUCCAUGAGCAACUCUACAGAGCACCUUCAUUCAACAUUACCUCAGCCGCACUCUGCAUUCUCCGAGCCUUUUUCUCUCCAGUCCAACACAGAUUUUUCAGUAGCUAGUUCAAGCUUGCAGUCUUUUUCACAGCCCACAAGUCCACAAAGCACAGCCCCUAGUCCUCUGGUCAACGUUAACAUUAACUUACAUAUAGGGAAUGGGACGUGUGGGACUCCAGCUGUGACGCUCAGAGACAUUGGACCAGCCGAGUCUGCGAUCCCCUUUGGAGAGGAGGAGGAGAGCUGCUGUAGUUAUCUGCAGCAGGAAGAUGGCAAGCCCUCACUGCUGUCUGUGGAAGAAAGUGGAAGUUUUAAUCGAUAA